Molecule: messenger RNA, 810 nt
Organism: Microthlaspi erraticum
Lineage: Eukaryota; Viridiplantae; Streptophyta; Magnoliopsida; Brassicales; Brassicaceae
Source: the annotation of a GenBank genome assembly
AUGGAGGAAAUGGACGACACGGAAACCGAAUCGCAGGUUUAUAUGGCUUGCAUUCAGCACGGUCGGCGUGUUGGAGUUUCUUACUACGACUGUAGUGUACGCCAGCUUCAUGUGCUUGAAGUCUGGGAGGAAGAUCUCUCAGAUUUUACAUUGAUCAAUAUGGUCAAAUAUCAAGCGAAGCCAUUGGUAAUUUACACGAGCACCAAAAGUGAAGAAUCUUUUGUAUCUGCUCUGCAACAGAGUGAUGGAUCUGACGAGAAUACCACAGUACGGCUGGUAAAGAGCUCAACAUUCAGCUACGAGCAAGCGUGGCAUAGACUGGUAUAUCUUCGAGUGACAGGAAUGGAUGAUGGGUUGAACAUAAAAGAAAGGAUUUCUUAUCUGAGUUCGAUGAUGGAUGUAAGCAGUGAAGUCCAAGUCCGUGUUAGUGGGGGUCUUCUAGCUAUAUUAGAAAGUGAACGAAUUGUGGAAACCCUGGAACAAAACGAAUCUGGGACUGCUUCAAUUGCAAUUGAUUCAGUCAUGGAGAUACCAUUGAACAAGUUUCUUAAACUUGAUGCGGCUGCUCACGAGGCAUUGCAGAUAUUUCAAACAGAUAAACAUCCAAGCCAUAUGGGCAUCGGCCGGGCAAAAGAAGGGUUCUCGGUGUUUGGGAUGAUGAAUAAGUGUACCACGCCAAUGGGUAGACGCCUUUUAAGAAGCUGGUUCAUGAGGCCAAUUUUAGAUCUUGAAGUGUUAGACCGCCGUCUCAAUGCUGUAUCCUUUUUCCUUCUUGAUCUCUUGCGGAAAGCCUUGCCUUAUGUCAACUGA